GCGUUUUAGCGGAAACAGAUUACGAUUGCGAGCAACAGUGGAUCAAAUAUGGCGGCGUGCAUCAGCUGAAUGAAUUUUUGACCGAUAAGCAACUUCAAAUGCGGUAUGCUUUUCUCCCGUGUUACGACAUGGGUUAAGCUUCCCAAUGGUAGCACAUUCCAGAAGAGAUUCGCAUGUUCCUCGAAGUUGAGAGGUGCAUGGGGAAAUGCCGGGAUAUACCGAGGACGCGGGAACAGCACUCGUGUGAUUCUCCGUACAAGAAUCUGGAGAAGUUGUCAGAACACGAAAGUAUGGGUGACGGCAUAUCACACGUCCGCAACUGUACUUAAAGAGGAGAAACCGCCCAUGACAGAGGUGCAGGCCACUAUCGUUAAAGCCGUCGCUGGUAAUCGUCGUAAACUGGACUUAACUAAAGAGUACACGGAGCGAAACUUUGUAACCCCAGUGAGGGUGAUGACGGAAUACCUCCUCAAGCCUGGCGAUCUCGAGGGCCUGCGUAAAAUUGAGCGACGGAGUCCAUUCGAAGAUACGCCUCCCAUAACUGUCUACCUCAGGAGGGAUGUGGAAUCUAAGGCACUUGAAGUCUGGGGAUCUUAUGAAGCCAUCGACAAAGAAAGGGACAGGCGUCGCAGGGAGGAGCAGAAGUAUCAAGAAAAUAUAUCCACCGUUAAAAACAUAUUAAAAGAAUACCAACGAGCUGAACGUAAAAAUCAAGAAGCAUUGCGCAGGGAACAGAUACUUAAAGGCUCUGGCCGCGUCGUCCACACGGCCGUGGUAGUCAAUGCCACCAACUUUGCUUUCAAGACACUCGCCUGGCUCUACACGGGCUCUCACAGCAUGUUUGCAGAAGCCAUUCACUCUCUGUCGGACACGUGUAAUCAGCUCAUCUUGGCCUUCGGCAUUCGCAAAUCCAUCCAGGAAGCCAAUCCGGAUCAUCCGUACGGCUACCACAACAUGCGCUACGUGUCGUCCCUCAUCAGCGGCGUCGGCGUGUUCUUCUUUGGUGCCGGCCUCGCAUGGUAUCACGGCAUCAAAGGCCUGCUCCUCCCCACGGAGUUGGAGUCCUUCUACUGGGCGUUCUUCAUACUGGGAGGAUCUCUCAUUUCUGAAGGAGGGACACUGCUGGUGGCAUAUAAUGAAGUCCGCAAGUCUGCACGCCGGGAAAAGAUCAGCAUGUUUGAGUAUGUUCGACGAAGUCGAGACCCGAGCGUCAACGUUGUGCUGCUGGAAGACAUGGCAGCGGUUGUCGGCGUGAGCAUUGCAGCAGCUUGCAUGGGGCUCUCCACGGUCCUCGGCAACCCUGUGUACGACGCCGUGGGUUCCCUCAUCAUUGGCACAGUACUCUCCUCAGUAGCUGGAUUUAUUGUAUAUUCCAAUGCUGUUGCAUUGGUUGGCAGGUCCAUUCCAUUUGAAGCUAUGCAGCAGAUAAACAAGGAGCUCGAGAGUGAUGUGAUGAUUAGAGCAAUUCAUGACGUAAAAGCAACCGAUAUGGGCAACAGCGUUGUGCGAUACAAGGCUGAAAUCGAUAUCGAUGGUAGGGAGUUGACUCGGUCGUACCUGGACACUCAAGACCUUGAGCUUCUUCUGGAAGAGGUGAUGAACAUAGAGACGAUAGAGCAGCUGGAUGCCUUCAUGCUGAAACAUGGGGAGAACAUCGUCGACCUUCUCGGGGCACAAGUGGACAGAAUAGAAAGCAACUUAAAGAAACGCCACCCUGAAGUGCGUCAUGUUGACUUGGAGGUGCUGUAAUGCGAUACCUAACCACUUCGGAUCCCUGCUGCUUCUGUACAUAUAUCUAUGGCUGUUCAAGGUGGACUAUAUUGUAGUUAUAGAAUACUCUAUAAUGUGUAAUUAAAGUGUCAAAUGUACAAGGA
Molecule: messenger RNA, 1874 nt
Organism: Ornithodoros turicata
Lineage: Eukaryota; Metazoa; Arthropoda; Arachnida; Ixodida; Argasidae
Gene: ZnT49B
Product: proton-coupled zinc antiporter SLC30A9, mitochondrial-like
Exons: 18
Coding region: 106-1749 (547 amino acids)
Biological process (GO): intracellular zinc ion homeostasis; zinc ion transport; transmembrane transport
Cellular component (GO): endoplasmic reticulum; membrane
Molecular function (GO): monoatomic cation transmembrane transporter activity
Source: RefSeq, a predicted model, not a curated record